This is a messenger RNA of Cordyceps fumosorosea ARSEF 2679, 1992 nucleotides long. RefSeq lists its product as hypothetical. Bases 1 to 1992 code for a protein of 663 amino acids. Lineage: Eukaryota; Fungi; Ascomycota; Sordariomycetes; Hypocreales; Cordycipitaceae. The record is from RefSeq and is a predicted model, not a curated record. The transcript has 3 exons.
AUGGAGAGGAGACCCGAGAACAUCAGAUCAGAACUUAGAGAUCAUUCCAUGCCACCGCUCCCACCCUCACAGCGCGCCGAGAUGUGGGAUGUCACAGAAGACGACUUCUGGCGUAGGAAUGCCAUUGAGCGCCACGACCAAUUCUCCCAACACUCCCAGCGUUGGAAUCGCGACAGAUCAUCCAUCAUAGCCCACAUACGCGGUGCCAAGGCCGAAAUCCGUGAACUCGGAGAACAGGAGGGCAAGCUCAGUCGAGAGCUUGCCGCUAUUCGCAGUCGGACGGCCCUCGUCAAUGAGACAUACAGCCAGGAAGCCCAACGCUUGAACAGCAUAGACACUCAGCAUAGCGUGGAGAAGCAAGGUCUGGUCAAGAAGCACGAAAGAAUCGAAGCUCAAAUGAACGACUGGUUUCGGCGAUGCAGAAAUCAAGACGGUGUCAACGAACGACGACUGGCAUUGCCAGAGCUUAUUGACAGGAGGCCCCCGGAGAGACAGCUCAAGCUGCCGCCGCUGGCAAAUUUGCACCUUCCUAGAGAGAUGCCCAAGAAUGACGAUAGAAUGGUUGCCAUCAUCGACUCCGCUGUGCAACGGGCCACUGUCAAAGCGUAUUCAUCGCACUGCAGUCCACCGCAGGUACAAAUGUCUGGGUUCAAAGCCGUGAAUCAGGCUGUCAAGUACGAACCGGCCUCACCAGUACCCAGCGCCGUCCCAUCUCUAACAGCUUCCAGCAGCACCAGUUACCCGAGGAGCCCCAAGGCCUCGGCCUCGGAAUGCUCCAUUCCGCGGCCAAGAGCGAAGAUAUUCUUUGGCCCAAUGGAUGCGGCGCCAAGCUCAAAUGACAUUACAAAAGAAACGCUCAUCUUACGGCACGACGGCACUUUCUAUACAUAUCCCGAAUGUAUCGCAGGAGUGCCUUUGGAAAAGAUAACCCCAAGCCAUCCAUAUUGGGAGACUAAGUGGCCCGAGUUGCAAACCUUGACAGAGCCGAUCCUGCGCUCGUGGGAGGAAAAGUUUCAGUCGGUGGAGGCGGCCAGCAGAGUCCAGAAUGGUGGUGGCAGCGUCAAGUAUCAAUACGGAACGCCAACCAAAAAAUACGUUAGCGUGGGCAAGGGCAGCAUAACUUCCUACGACACCCUGUUUCGGCUCUGCGAGACAAUCGAGGCGCUGGCCAACUACAAGACAGAUGUCGGGCCCGUCGACUGGAUGCGUCAGCGUCUGCACGAGUUGAUUACGGCGCAGGGCUCUGACUUCAACUUUUCCAAGACCAUUCACGGCUUCUACAACGAUCCCAAGCUGGCAGCGCUCCGCCAGAAAUCAGGAUUCAAGACCAUCGGGCGACCUCCGGGCGUCAAUGUGCCUUCGACGUCGAGCCAGCGCAAGCGCAAGCGCAAGAGCCCUCCAUCAUACGGCACGCCAAGCCCACGGGCUAAGCCGCCCAGUGCUAAGCCUUUGACGGCUAAUCCUUUUGACGCCGACCAAGACCCGGAGGGAAAGAAGCAACAGGCGGUAACCAAGGUGCUAGACAGCCUGAAGACGGGCGAAGUGUCGGAUGCGGACUCGGUGAGCGGGGCGACGAUUAGCGGGUUCGAUUUCCGAAUCUACCAGAUCAAGACGCGGCUGUUUACGAGCUCGGAGAAGGCGACGCAGUACUGGAGAUGGGUGCCGGAGAACAGCAUGUUUGAGCACCAGGUCCCGCAUGACAGGAACUCGGCGGGCUGGAGCAUGCACCGCGAGCCGGUCGACUUCAGCGUGCGCCUGGAGGACGUGGUGAAGAUUUCGUGGAACCUCAAGGCGCUGCGGGUGUACCUGGUGAUGAGCGACAGGCACAUCUGCUUCGAGGAUAACAAGCCGAGGGGAGACGUCAUGGUGGCGUUUAAGCGGUGGAACACGAUGAAGAGGUUCAUGCAGUUUUGCCGACGCAAGGAGAUUGAGCUGGUGGAGGGAACAUGGAAGAAGAUGGAGCAUCUAUGGGGGACGAUGCACCCGCAGUGA